Molecule: messenger RNA, 2115 nt
Organism: Oncorhynchus mykiss (rainbow trout)
Lineage: Eukaryota; Metazoa; Chordata; Actinopteri; Salmoniformes; Salmonidae
Source: RefSeq, a predicted model, not a curated record
AGUUCAGUCAUGCAGAAGAAUUAUACCCGGAAGUACGGUGAUGCAGUAACGCAGACAGUCGGCUUAUUUACCUUUCUUCAAAACAGUCUAGCUAGCUAGUUACUGUUAACAUGGCAACAUAUAGGAUUUCUGCAUGUAUUGCCUUCGUUAAGAUGGCUGGUUAGGUUUCAAAUCGUUUCACGACCAGUAAAUUGUUCAACUGACGUGAGUGACCUCGAGCUGAUGUGAACGCAAAAGAACAACAAUCAACAACAUGUCGGCAGAAUUCACUAUUCCCGGUUCUGACCGACCCAUAAUGGACGAGGAUGAUGUUAACAACCAGCCCAGCCCGUCCCCAUCCCACAGCCCCCCUGCAUCAGGAGAACCGGAUCAAGAGGACCAAACAGAACCAUCCAAAACCUUUUCUCACUGUUGUCUGGACUGUGGGAAAGAGUUUUCCCGCCCAUGUGACCUGGUGAGACACCAGAGAGUACACACAGGGGAGAAGCCCUACCCCUGUCCUGACUGUGGCAAGAGGUUUGCCCACUCAGGAGGCCUCCGAGAACACGAGAGGAUACACUCCGGAGAGAAGCCUCACUCCUGCUCUGUGUGUGGGAAGAGCUUCACCCAGAAGGGAAGUCUUAGAGUCCACCUACGGACACACACGGGGGAGAGACCUUAUUCUUGCGCCGUCUGUGGCAAGAGUUACACCCAAAAUGAAUUUUUGAAAGUGCACCAGCGAACACACACGGGAGAGAGGCCCUACUCCUGCUCUGUGUGUGCCAAGGGCUUUGCUCAGAUAGGAAACCUGAAGAAACACCAGCGGAUUCACACCGGGGAGAAGCCUUACCAGUGCCUGGAGUGUGGCGCCAGUUUCACCCAGAAGGACAGCCUGAAGAUGCAUCAGAGGUCUCACACGGGAGAGAAACCCUGCGUCUGCCCCGAGUGCGGGAAGGGUUUCCGCGACAACGGGCACCUGAAAGUCCACUUGAGAGUGCAUACAGGGGAGAAGCCGUACUCCUGCCCCGACUGUGGGAGACGGUUCAGCCAGGCAGACGUCCUGAAGAGACACCAGAUGGUGCACACAGGGGAGAAGCCGUACUUCUGCGCCCUGUGUGGGAGGAGGUUCGCCCAGCCUGCCACUCUGAAGUACCACCUCCGGACCCACGCAAGAGAGAACCAGACAGGAGGGCCUCAAUGCUGCCCAGUGUGCGGACAGGACCUCCCUACAGAGCAGGCUCUGAGAAAACACCUACAGGCACACAUGGGGGAGGACCUCGGUCACAACGGGGGACAAGAAGACGGGGAGGAGGAAUUUGGUGGUCUGAUCAAUUCUGAUGGAGAGGACGUUGGCUGGGACCCUUCUCAUCUUAGAGAGAGUCCUGUCCGUGGCUCCGGUAGUGAAGAAAGUCCUGCUACAUCAGACAUCAACAAGAAUCCUGGUGACCAAUCCGGAUCCGGAUCGUCACCUGACGACAGAGAGGCCUUCAGUCAGACACUGGGUCCUGACGACAGAGAGGCCUUCAGUCAGACACUGGAUCCUGACGACAGAGAGGCCUUCAGUCAGACACUGGGUCCUGACGACAGAGAGGCCUUCAGUCAGACACUGGGUCCUGACGACAGAGAGGCCUUCAGUCAGACACUGGGUCCUGACGACAGAGAGGCCUUCAGUCAGACACUGGGGAUGAACAUUAAAGUAGUGGAGGAGGAGGAGCUGGAGGGCUUGAGUCAAACUGUUGGGGUGAUGGUUAAAGAAGAAGAGGAAGAGGUGGAGCUGGAGGACUUGAGUCAAACUGUUGGGAUGACGGUUAAAGAAGAAGAGGAUGAGGAAGUCAGCAGAUUCAUUCAGUCCCCAGUAGAAGUGGACUGGGAGGCUGUUGAACUUAGAGAGAGUCCUAACUACUGCUCAGACCGUGAGGAGAGACCUCCCCAGCAGGAGAAUCACACAGCUAAACACCAUCAUCACCACACAGAGAACACAAGCCUCACUCCUGCUCCGACUCUAUUUGAAGGACCUGAUCAAAGCCAUUGAUUAGGAAAUAAUUAGGUUCAUGAUAUCAUUUAGUUACUGUACCCUAUUACAGAUAUGUAUGUUUAAUUAAUUGUCUUUGAUUGAAUAAAUCAUGGUUGCAACAA